CCGCCUCCGCGUGCUCUUUUCACCAGUCAACUCCGCAACCGCAUUUAGCAAACAAAACUUGCGCUCCCAUCUCCCCUCUCAUUCCCCCCGCUUCCCCCUUCCCCCUUCCCCCUUCCCCCCGUCUUUCUCUCAACUCCGACGAAACCAAAACUUCUCUCUUAACUUCUGUAAUUGCUUCUCCUUCUGUUAUUGAUCCUUGUUAAUUCUUCUUCUUCUUCUUCUUCUUCUUCUUCUUCUUCUAGGCCACUACGUUUUUUCUCUCUUCUUCACCGAUCAUCUGUUAAAAUUCGUCAAAAUCGGCACUUCUGAUCCAUGCGACGUUUCUGAUGGGCUGCUCGUCAUUUUGACUCACAAGGAGAGGAAUCGAAGGGCGAGCCGAGAAAUGGACUCAAAACGGCAGCAACAUCAGCAGAGCAAGGGCCGGGGCCCGAGGCUGGAGCGUCGGAAUGCUGCGAAGGACAUCGACUACGAAGCGCCCGCCUCGACAUUCUCCGCCGAUAUCGACUCGCCCGCUCUCGGGCUCCGCGCCACCCGCUCCCUGGAGCUCUACCCUUCCCCCUAUUCCUACUCAAACCAGACGAGCUUCCGCAUCGGCGGCAGCGUUGAGGGAGAGGUUGAUCUCCUCUGCCACAGUCUCGGCCUCUCCGGCCCCGACGACUUUGCCAUCCCCAUCACCGCCUGGGAGGCCAUCAAGGCCCGCUCUUCCUCGGACCUCCUCCCGAGAUCCCGCCUCUUCUUUUACUCCGAUGAUACUCGUGCUUCCGCUACGCAAGAACAACAUUCCACCCUUUCCCCGGCUUCUUCUUCUUCUUCUUCCGCUCCUGCCGAUUCCCUUCCUCCUCCUCCUCCUCCUCCUCCUCCUCCUCCACUUGGGGAAGACCCUCGAUCUGAUCAAAUUUCAGAUGAUAAUGAUUGGACACUUGCCCGCCGGGACCUGGAUGUGGAAGAGGUGGAUGGUUCUAACUCGCCAAGGAAACCUUCUAAGGAUGAAGCUAAGUGUACCGAAGAUGAAGCUGAAUCUAUAAUUAAGAGUCCGAUUCCAUAUCCGAGGACGAAGGCAGGGGGAGAUGGAGGGAUCAAAGGUGUUCGGCCACCUCCAGUUCUUGCUCCUUUACUUCCGAUUUCGACGCUUCCUCCUCCGCCUGCAAGGUGCCCACCAGUGCUCGCACCGCCACCGUUGAUGUCUCCACCUUUCCUUGAUGAUGUGAGCUCAACCUGGGAUAUUUUGAGAUCCUUUGCUCCCGAGGGUGAAGAAUGCAGCGGAUUGAGGAAAUCUUUCGAUAAGGAUGAGGAAGAGGAGGAGUGGGGAGGAGUUUUGGCAGGAGGAUUGGGAGAAGGAGAGGAGUUGAGAGAGCUGAGGCUAGAUGGGAGCUCUGAGGGCUUCACGGGGACAUCCUCGUUGUCUACCAUGAAUGAUGAUGAUGCAUCAAGUACUAGUACAGAAACAAUGUUCAUCAUCUCACCCAAUGGUAGAUUCAAGAGGAAGAUCAAGUCGUGGAUGCGAGGUGUGCUCCUUGGGAGUGGUUCCUUCGGAAUGGUUUAUGAAGGGAUCAGUGAUGAGGGUGUAUUUUUCGCUGUUAAAGAAGUAUCUUUGCUUGACCAAGGAAGCAAUGCUCAGCAGUGUAUUCUUCAACUUGAGCAGGAGAUCACACUCUUAAGCCAGUUUGAACAUGAAAACAUAGUCCAAUACUACGGAACCGACAAGGAGGAAGCAAAACUUUACAUUUUCCUGGAACUUGUGACCCAAGGUUCUCUUGCAUCCUUGUAUCAAAAGUAUCAUUUACAGGAUUCUCAAGUAUCCGCUUACACCAGGCAGAUUCUGAACGGAUUGGUAUAUUUACAUGACAGGAAUGUGGUUCACAGAGAUAUCAAAUGUGCCAACAUCCUGGUUCAUGCAAAUGGAUCUGUUAAGCUUGCAGAUUUUGGAUUGGCGAAGGAGAUAAAAAAGUUAGACAUGCUAAGAUCAUGCAAAGGAAGUGUUUAUUGGAUGGCACCCGAGGUUGUCAAUCCUAGAAGGACAUAUGGGCCUGCAGCAGAUAUAUGGAGCUUAGGUUGCACUGUUUUGGAGAUGCUGACACGUCAGCUUCCCUAUCCUAAUCUGGAGUGGACACAAGCUUUGUUCAAGAUUGGUCGGGGAGAACAACCUCCUAUACCAAACUUUCUAUCGACAGAUGCCCGUGAUUUCAUUAGCCAAUGUGUCAAAGUAAAUCCCGAUGAUCGACCCUCAACAUCCCAACUUUUGGAGCACCCGUUCGUGAAGAGAUCGAUGUGGUCUUCCUCGGCUUCCAAUUGCUCUACACGGCGGCGCUGACAGACAAAGUUAGCUCUGUGUGAUAGUUGUCGCCCAUUUACAAUUUGAUUUUGGUAAGUAUGCUGGCCGUAGCUUGGAUUGCCACUGACUUGGCAUAAUUGGGAGCUUCAGCAGUAGUCUCUAAGGUUCUUCCUUUAUUUCCGGUUUUAGGUAUGGCUUCUUUGAAUGUAGUUUUGUCUCAAAAUUCUUGUUUGUUCGAAGUCAAUCUUGUUUGUUCGAAGUCAAUUAUCCUGCAGUUGGGCUGCAACUUGUUGUCUAUUUAUAUGUAAUCAUUUUUUUUUAUUUAUCUUCAUUUUUUUUCCAUUAUCUUGUGAAUAGAAGAUGUAAGGGGCCUGUGAACAAUAAAAAAAAUAGCUGCCUUUUCAACUCCAUGUAUAAAUCAUGACGUGGUCGAGGAAGAUCACAGUAAAUUUGUCCAAAAAA
This is a messenger RNA of Ananas comosus (pineapple), 2734 nucleotides long. Its product is annotated as mitogen-activated protein kinase kinase kinase 1-like. Gene Ontology annotation, biological process: protein phosphorylation. The record is from RefSeq and is a predicted model, not a curated record. The coding region runs from base 383 to 2311 and encodes 642 amino acids. The transcript is spliced from 9 exons. Gene Ontology annotation, molecular function: ATP binding; protein kinase activity. Lineage: Eukaryota; Viridiplantae; Streptophyta; Magnoliopsida; Poales; Bromeliaceae.